Messenger RNA from Loa loa (African eye worm), 2803 nucleotides. RefSeq lists its product as hypothetical. Gene Ontology annotation, cellular component: elongator holoenzyme complex. The transcript has 19 exons. Gene Ontology annotation, biological process: tRNA wobble uridine modification. Lineage: Eukaryota; Metazoa; Nematoda; Chromadorea; Rhabditida; Onchocercidae. The record is from RefSeq and is a predicted model, not a curated record. Gene Ontology annotation, molecular function: protein binding. The coding region runs from base 1 to 2547 and encodes 848 amino acids.
AUGUAUAUCGGACAAAAGGAAGAUAUGUUAACCGUAUUAUGUGGCAAUCCAGAAAAUAUGAACAACUGCUCGCUGGAACCGGAUGUAGAUGGUAAAGAAGUGUCUGGGUGCAGGACCGACACAACUUUUAUAGGUUGUGGAUGCCAGAAAUUUACGAAAUGCUUGGCCUGGUCCAAAGUUAUCAAUGUGGUAGCGUUUGCUUCUGCAGGCAAUAUUUGUUUUGUGGUCCCAAAGCAAAAUAAUCGAUGCGUAGCUAUAAAAAAUGUAGUGAAAGCUCAUGAUUUUCCGAUAACUUGUUUGAGAUUUGUUUCAUGGUAUCAUCAUCCCAACGCUUUUGGUUUGGAUUAUCUCUUAACAGGAGCAGCAGAUGGAACUGUUCGUCUCUGGGCAGUACGAAUAUCAAGCCGAGUAGUUGUUGCAAAGUUAAUCAAUAAUAUUGGAAAUGCAGCAACUGGACGUCCUGUAAAUUGUUGUGCUGGUGCAGUGUUUAGCGAAACAAAUAAGGAUAUUACUGUUGUGAUUUAUGCUAUUCCGGAUGGUUCAUUGGUUGCUGAACAGAUUAUUGUCGAUAGAGUAUCUUUGGAGGGAGUAGAAAAGCAAAGCUAUGAAAGGAUCAUAUUUCAACCUGCUUUCAUUGUUUCUGUUGCUGUUCAUAUUAUUUCAAAUGGUAAUUAUAUUGUUCAUGUUCGGCAUGAUAUAUUGUUCAUUUUGGGGACAACAAGCAAUAAUGUUGAAGUUAUUUGUGCCAAAUUUGCUUUUAUUUCUUCACAGCUACGAAAAGCCGUAACUCUUCAAGGACAUACUGAUUGGAUUUCGAGCAUCGAUAUCCGAGUGUAUGGAAAUGAUAUUUGGUUAGCAAGUGGUGGGCAGGAAAGCAUUCGUAUUUGGCGUUUUGAUCUCUUGCAAGGCAAUGAAGUGUGUACUGAAAACGAUACUCAAUUAAAAGCUCAAUUUACAUUAUUUAAUGAAAAAACUCAAGCUCUCACUUAUACGAUAAACGUCACUCUUCAAGGUAUUUUAAACGCCCAUGAAGAUUGGAUCUAUUCAGUGGAAUGGCAUUUAAGCAAGCUACAACUGUUAAGUGCAUCGAACGAUAAAACAGUAAUCAUAUGGGAACCAUCCGAAACUGCUGAUGGAUUAUGGUUCGAUUCUGUACGUGUAGGUGACGUUGGUGGACAAGCAGUCGGUUUUUUUGGGGCUUGUUUUUCUCCUGAUGGUUACACAAUCCUUGCUUAUUCAUUUUUUGGUGGUUUUUGCUCAUGGCGGGUAGAAAAAGAAGAAAGCAACCACUGGAAAAGCGUUUCAACUUUCGGUGGACAUUCUGGACAAGUUAGAGAUAUCACUUGGGAUCCUACUGGAAGCUACUUGUUAUCCUGUUCAUAUGAUCAAACAACUCGUUGUUAUGCUCCUUCCGUCAACUAUGGUGUAAUAAGUGAAAUUGCUCGACCACAGGUGCAUGGUUAUGACUUGACAAGCAUCGCAUCUCUCUCAAGCAGUUGCUUUGUUUCGGGCGCCGAUGAAAAAAUCCUCCGUGUUUUCGCUGCCCCACGUAACUUCGUUGAAAUGCUAAAGAUUGUUUCAAACUAUGAUUGCCAAAAGCUGUUUCCGGAUCCCACGCAAAUUGCCGGACAUAAUGCAGCCAUCCCAGCGUUAGGUUUAUCAAAUAAGAUUACCGAUUCUGUAAAUAUUCAAGGUAAUGAAAAUUUGGCAACUGGUGAUACUAUGAAUCAUAAUGAUGGUUUCAUAGAAGGAGUGCCUGUUGAGGAAUGCUUAAUGCAAGAUACACUGUGGCCAGAAAUUCACAAAUUAUAUGGGCAUGGAUAUGAAGUAUUUACGGUUGCAUCAAAUCAUUCCGGUACACUCAUUGCAAGUGCAUGCAAAGCAAGUCGUGCUGAAAGUGCCAUCAUCAUCAUAUGGGACAAUAAGGAGUGGAGACGUCGAUGCGAACUACAAUGCCAUAAGCUUACUGUAGUACAAUUAGCCUUCUCAAACAGUGAUUCUUUUCUUCUUUCUGUUUCCCGUGAUAGGACUUUUGCUAUUUCGGCCCGCUCUUCGCAAGAUCCUUUUGAUUUUAAAAUUUUGUUAACGUCGGAGCAGAAGUACAGUAAAGUGCAUUCUCGUAUCAUCUGGUGUUGUGCAUGGACUCCAGAUGAUAAAUAUUUUGUGACUGGAGCAAGAGAUAAGAAGUUAUGUCUUUGGCGUUUUGAUGGGAAUGACAUUCAGCUUGUUGCAGAAAGGAAACAUUUGCAUGCUGUUACGGCAGUAGAUUUUGUACCAAAAUUAUGGAACAAACAUUACAUUUUGGCCGUUGGUUUUGAAAAUGGGGAAAUCGAAAUUGAAAAGUGGAACUUGGACCAAGAUGACAUCAAUAGUAGUGAUAACUGCAUGAAGCGGUGGUUGGCUCAUUCAGAAACGAUAAACAGGCUGAGGUUUCGCCCAAAAGAAGGAUCAUGGUUAGGUGAUGGUGAUGUAAAUAAUCAUAUUUGGGAACUCGCUUCGGCGAGUAAUGAUCAUUCUGUCGUAGUUCAUCAAGUAAUUUUGUUCUAAACAAAUGGAUCUAUUAAAUGAAUUAUUGUGAUGCUUAGUACGUUUAUGUUAAUAGUUGAAACUAGAAUACUUAUUAUGUCAUAAAUUGUUGUUUGGAUAUAAUCAGUUGUUGACUUAACAGCUAUGAUAAUAAAAUUACGAUUGGUUUGACUAGGAAUGGUGAAAUAAGUCAAUCUAAAUCAAUUAAUUGGUUAAUUAUGUAAAUGCAAAAUUUGGAGAUGUGUGUGAAACUGACGGGGCACGUAAAAUGAACCGG